Messenger RNA from Chelmon rostratus (copperband butterflyfish), 2346 nucleotides. Its product is annotated as endoplasmic reticulum-Golgi intermediate compartment protein 2-like. The record is from RefSeq and is a predicted model, not a curated record. Lineage: Eukaryota; Metazoa; Chordata; Actinopteri; Chaetodontiformes; Chaetodontidae. The transcript is spliced from 13 exons. Gene Ontology annotation, biological process: endoplasmic reticulum to Golgi vesicle-mediated transport; retrograde vesicle-mediated transport, Golgi to endoplasmic reticulum. Bases 394 to 1524 code for a protein of 376 amino acids. Gene Ontology annotation, cellular component: endoplasmic reticulum; COPII-coated ER to Golgi transport vesicle; membrane.
GCCGUCACGUCAGCUAGCACACAGCGCUACUAGCUAACCCGGAUAACUUACUUCGCUUUUGGGGAUUUCUUGAUGUAUGACUAAAAAAAGAAGCACUUCAACCGUGGACUGAGCUGACAGUGCGAUAACGAUAUUUUUUAACUAACACCAGUCGCCCGUAGUCAUGUUUUAGCCGGCUAGCUAUAUAACUAACAUUAACAUCAGUCGUUAGCUCGCUUGUUAACAGCUGUCAUGGUGGACGUCAGCACAGAGACGAACCACACAUAUGACUGAACGUUAGCCAAACAUUGCCCAACGGUCGUCCCACAAAACAGCCAGCUAGCUAACUAGCUGCUGGAAAACAUCCACUGUAUGAGGAAGUCAACCUGAAACUACAUCACCGCUGCUUCUAAAAUGAGGAGACUGACCAAGAAGAAGGCUCUGACUCUGGUGAGGGAGCUGGACGCUUUCCCCAAAGUUCCUGAGAGCUACGUGGAGUCCACAGCCAGCGGUGGGACAGUGUCUCUGAUAGCAUUCACUCUCAUGGCUGUCCUUGCCUUCCUGGAAUUCUUUGUGUACAGAGACACAUGGAUGAAGUAUGAGUAUGAGGUGGACAAAGACUUCAGCAGUAAACUGAGGAUAAAUGUUGAUAUUACAGUGGCCAUGAGGUGUCAAUAUAUCGGUGCAGAUGUCCUGGAUCUGGCAGAGACCAUGGUCGCCUCUGACGGCUUAAAAUAUGAACCAGUCAACUUUGAGCUCUCUCCACAACAAAGAUUGUGGCACAUGACACUCCUGCACAUCCAGGAGCGUCUGAAAGUGGAGCACUCUCUCCAGGAUCUGCUCUUCAAGGCUGCAAUCAAAGAAGCUCCUCCUGCUCAGCCUCCAAGCGAGGACAGUUCCACUUCUCUUAGUGCUUGCAGGAUACAUGGACAUCUGUAUGUGAACAAGGUGGCAGGAAAUUUCCACAUUACCGUUGGCAAGUCCAUCCCACAUCCCAGAGGCCAUGCACAUCUAGCUGCACUAGUGAGCCACGACACUUAUAACUUCUCUCACCGGAUUGAUCACCUGUCCUUCGGAGAAGCGAUUCCUGGGAUUAUCAGCCCUCUGGACGGAACAGAGAAAGUCUCCGCUGAUGCGAACCACAUGUUUCAGUACUUCAUCACCAUCGUGCCCACCAAACUGAACACCUACAAGUUCUCUGCAGAAACACAUCAGUACUCAGUCACUGAGCAGGACCGAGUGAUAAACCAUGCCGCAGGCAGCCAUGGAGUCUCAGGGGUCUUUAUGAAGUACGAUAUCAGCUCACUAAUGGUCAAAGUCACUGAGCAGCACAUGCCUCUGUGGCAGUUCCUUGUCAGACUAUGCGGCAUCAUCGGAGGCAUUUUCUCCACCACAGGCAUGCUCCACGGCAUGGUAGGAUUCUUGGUUGAUGUAAUUUGCUGUCGGUUCCAAAUGGGAGUCUACAGACAUCUUAAGGAGGCUCCUCUAAAUGAGCAGGCAAACAGUGAGACCCUGCUUCCUACAGAAAACUAUACUCAGGGAUAGGAGUUCCCACAGCUCACCAACUUGGCCUGACCCACUAGACAGCAGUGAGAUGUUUACAAGUUGUUUUAUAAUGGGAUAUAUCCCUGGAAUGUGUACAUAUUUGUAUGAUUUUUUUUUAAAUUGUAAUUGGAUGGGUGUGAGAUUAUGUCACUUUCACUGGAAAGCUGUGCCAGGAGGCCUAAACAGCAGGCUAAAUACAAAUUAUUGACAUCAUUAUUGAAGAUCUGACUUUACUAAAUAGACAGUACCUAGUGUUAGUGCCCCCAUGGUGCACCCACACACAGGUGUUUUCACUUAUUUUGGCUGAUUAGACCUUUUCUCAGGGUUAUGUGGUCACGUCUGUGCUUGAUUGACAGAUGAUAUCAAAGGGUGACAUUUUUCUGAUUGUUUCAUGUAGUUUGGUGACCCAGUUUAGUUCUGCUCAACUUCAAGCUGAAAAGACACCUGCUCAGCUACAAUAAAGCAAAAACCAUGUGUGGGUGAGUGUGUUCAGGGCCUUUAAAGGGGGACUAUGUGAAAAGACUGGAAGGGUUUUAAAUUGUUCCACAAUGUGCCUAUGUGUAAAUGUUGUAAACAUGAGGCUGAUUUGUUAAAUAAAAUCCAGUGAUGUGGAUUCAUUAAUAUUUAGCACUGGCUCUGGUAUAUUCUGGUCAUACCAAGGGCUGCAACUAACAAUCUUGAUUAGUAAUUAAUACGUGGAUGUUUUGUCAUCAUUGCAAUUGCCAAAAAUAUUAAAGUAAAAAUGACAAAGCACAGAAAACCAGCAAAACCUCACAUUUGAGAAGCAGGAGCCAGAGAAUAUUUACUACAGUAUUUUUGCCA